Sardina pilchardus (European sardine) is the source of this 3107-nucleotide messenger RNA. RefSeq names its product family with sequence similarity 174 member C (gene fam174c). Gene Ontology annotation, cellular component: extracellular region. Bases 191 to 619 code for a protein of 142 amino acids. The transcript has 3 exons. The record is from RefSeq and is a predicted model, not a curated record. NCBI's taxonomy places the organism in Eukaryota, Metazoa, Chordata, Actinopteri, Clupeiformes, Clupeidae.
AGCCACAACAACCAGGAACAGGAAUCCAAACUUUAGUCAACGAGUGAAUCUCACUAAGCAGAGACGCGUCGAUGUAGAGUGGGAGUGAAAGCCAGUAUUUCGGGGAAAGUACCGUAGGAGUUUGUCUUGAGAGAAGACAACAUAUUUUCAUUCUAUUCUGUCCGCCUCCCGUGUUCAGAAGCUAGUUAAAAUGACGCUUCGUGUAGUUUUCGUGCUCGUGCCCAUCUUCUGGGCUCUCGCUAUCGCUACAGACGCCACGAACAGCUCCACAACUGCGAGCGCGCCCGACAAACCUGUCGUCAUCUCAAAACCGACUAACAACAGUGUGGUCGCCCCCGAUGGAUCGCACAAAGACACGGGCACCAACACCACUGCGACGCCCCAAAACAAAGUCAAAGGGCAUUUCGACACGGACAGCUCGAUGAUCCAAAGAGCUCUCUACGUACUUAUCGGAAUCACCGUCAUUGGAGUUCUGUAUUUCCUCGUCAGAGCUGUUAGGCUGAAGAAAACUAGUGUUUCACAACGGAAGAAGAAAUAUGGGCUCCUGGCGAAUCAUGACGACGAUGAUGAUGAAGAUGAUGAUGACAUUGUGUACGAGUCCAGAUCUUUGAGGAGAUGAGACUGCCAUCCCAAGAUAAGGAACACGACUGCCGAAAAUCUGAAGAAGUUCGCAAUGAUGUGGAUUUGGAGUUUGUCCCUCUGGUGGGAUAAUUGGGACCUUGUGUUGAGAUGAACUGAAAUUUGUUGACCAAAUUGUACGCGUUCUGUGAGAAGCAGAGUUAUAAUUAAGAAAUUCAGAUGACCAAUCAAGAUGUCUGUUUGCUCUCAGUGCCAAAGUUGCAAUCUUAAUAUUCCCCGUCGAGACCCAGGUGGUGUUCCAAGGACGUGGGUAAGUAACAAGCGAUUAAUGGAGUAUGUGGUAAACCUCUGUAAAGAAGAACCCCAUGACUUCACUAUCACAGCAAAACAAACCCAUGGGGUGCAUCUAUUAGGCGGUGUUAGUACUCCGAGUUAAUUUAGCUGAGCUUGUAGCUAAUACAGGUUCCUCAAACUCCUCCCUGGUCCAACCUGAUCUCCGUUCCCCUCUGUAGAGUUGUGCUGUUAUUAAAGCCACCUGGCAUAUGGUGUUUGAACAGUCAUACAUUAUUCUGUUCAGAUCUCUGUUUUGACAUUUUAUAUAUUUUUUUGUUUCAUCAUUAUUAUUAUUAUUAUUAUUAUUAUUCUAUGUUGAGGUUGAGUGUUUCAUUUUCUGAUUUGUAUGAUUUUUUUUUAGCUCAAUGUAAGUGCCUUUCCGAGGUUCAAGCCAAUCACAGAGUGUCCUGUCGGAUCCUCUCUAAUGUUGAAGUGUACUUCCUCACAAACACACGCUGUGAGUGCUGGUGUCUGAGGCCAGCUGUGUCCCGCUCCCUUCGUGCCAUAAUGCCUCAUUUUAUUCUGUUUAAUCUGGCUGUUGUCGAAGGUCGUGUUUCCUGUGCUGUUAAUCAUUCCCCAGCAGCCAUCUUCCUUUGCUUUGAGUCAGCGUUGGUCUGACGUGGCCGGCUUAUUUCACCACGUUGCAGAUCUGCUGUCAGUGUCCCCAUACAGGUGAACCCUGGGGGGGGACUCAGUGCACUUCUACAACUACGCUUGAUAGGGACUAUCUGUUUAUCAUCCUUUUUGGUUGACCCUUCAAGAUUGUUAUGCAUUGACGUAACCAAAGAUAUUUAUGAAGCUGUUCUACAUUGUGUAAUAUUCGGCAAUGCUGUGAACUGCUGAUAUCAGCCCUUGUUGUCAGCAGUUUGCAUUUGUCCGCGAUGCAAACUCCCCGUUAUUCUCCCGCUGGGAAAAGGAAAGUGCAGAAGGGGAGACCGAGCCCGCUUUACUCCGUAACUGCAGCGUAAUAGUAAUUAAAAGUCUGUAACUCCAGUGUAAUUGUAAAUGUAAGUGCCUCCAUCGCGUGCAUGCCACCACUGGUGCCAUGUCGUUAGCUUUAUUGCCCCAAGAGCUGGAGAUGUUCCUCAGGUGGAGGCGCCAAUAGGGUGGAGCAGGCCAAUAUUACCCCCACACUGCACGGGCUGAACACCAUCUGUCGAUCGAGCCAGACGGAGUGGAGAGUUCUCCCACUCUUCACAGCUCACUUGAGACCAAAGCGGGCCGUUUAGCAGCCCAGGCCCGGCCCAGCUAAGGAAGAACUCCAGACUACACACACUAGCACGCUCACACACACACACACUCAAGGGCCCAGUGCCCCGGCAGCCUACAGGUUUGCCAGGACCCCAACAUUUAUACGGUUUCUUUUCUCCAAAGAUUCUUUCUUUUUCUCCUAGAAAUUGUUUUCCUGUUUAAAUCUGUUGCUCUGCUUCCAUUCCUGCUGUCGUGGUGCUGCUGUGGGAAGUGCCCGUCUCCGGGUGCCUGUCUCCAGGCGUGUUUUCACUUGACGGCUUUAUUUUCAUUCCAUUGCACAUUCCUCAGCGUGUGAGACGAUGUUCGUCAUGUUCAGCUGAUGUUGAUGCUGUCCUCUCUCCUCCUCAGCUCAUGAGUUCACUUGUACUGUGUUUCAUAUUUUAGAUUAUAGCUUAAUGCUUAUGCACAUGGACACUGUAAGUGUGUGGCACAGGGUACUCUAUAGGGGCCAUUACUGUGCGGUUAUGUGUGGUGGGCGCGUAUGUGGCAUAGGGUAUUCCAUAGGGGCCGAUACUGUGUGCUUAUGUGUGUUGGGCGGGUGGUUUGGUUUGUGUUCUUUAAGGCCAGGGGGCGUCAUCUAUACAUCUCUUCUGUACAUCUUUACAUAACCAGCUCUCUGCUGAUAUCUGACAAUCUGCACCUUGGGCUGCUGCUGUGGGGGAUAGCUGAACUGCUCCACACUCACACACAGGAUCCUGUGAUGUCAUGACUGCAUAUGUUUAGGGGGUCAAAGUUCACUUUAUCUUAAGUUUAUCUUUUAAAGGAGUUUUGUUUUCAAGGGGAGGGCUGGAAGAAACGGGUCUAAGUCUGUUAGCUUUCACAGCUGUGUGUGUGUGUGCGUGUGUGUGUGUGUACGUGUACGUGUGUACAUGUGUGCAUUGUGAGACAGACCCAGUUUGUAAAACUGCUGAAAUGCAAUAAAGAAUGUGUGAAUUUGCCACAAA